Gossypium arboreum is the source of this 2238-nucleotide messenger RNA. RefSeq names its product amino acid transporter AVT6A-like. Gene Ontology annotation, molecular function: amino acid transmembrane transporter activity. The transcript has 6 exons. Bases 445 to 1725 code for a protein of 426 amino acids. Gene Ontology annotation, biological process: amino acid transmembrane transport. Lineage: Eukaryota; Viridiplantae; Streptophyta; Magnoliopsida; Malvales; Malvaceae. The record is from RefSeq and is a predicted model, not a curated record.
UAGCACAGUACCAUGCUAUGGCACCUUGCAUGAAGUUACUUUGAGAAAAUGUCAGAGACCCAAGUUAUAUGAUGAAACCCUUGAUCCAUCUUUAACUUACGAGGGAGAUGAGGUCAUUGGUUUAUAGGUGUCAAGUCGCCAUUCGCUUUCCUUGUACUUCCCGUAACCGUUGUGUUAUUGGAGCCUUUCCCUUUCGAUCUAUAAAAUUACACCAAAAAGAAAGGCCGUGACGGACGAAAUCUUCAAAGCCCAAAGGACCCUCUCUCGCUGGCUGCGUUUCUAUUUUCUGGAAACUUUCACGGUAGUUACACGUGUUCGCAAUUUAUCGUCGGGUCACUUCCCGCGUGAAGACCUUCCCGACUCGGGACUUGCUAUCAUCUUCAAAAACUUCCUAAGUCUCUUCUUCUUGAACGGCCUCAUUCAACGGCUUUAACCACCAAAGUGAUGAAAAUGAAUAUUAUGCCCUCCUUCUCAGACAGUAAACACCGACGGAGUCCCCGAGGAGAGGCUCUCCUCCCACAAAAGCAGGGCUACCGAGUACUCGAGACUCCCGAAGCCGGCUUUGAUGGGGCUUCAACUUCAGGAGCCAUUUUCAACCUCUCGACCACAGUUGUGGGAGCCGGUAUCAUGGCGCUCCCAGCCACCGUCAAUCAGUUGGGCCUAAUCCCGGGUCUAUUCGCAAUCAUAUUCGUCUCUAUGCUAACGGGAUCAUCCAUCGAUAAGAUACUUAGGUUCAGUCGAGCCUCCAAGUCGGCCACGUAUUCAGGCGUUGCCGCUGACGCUUUCGGUGGGACCGGCCGUAACAUCCUUCAGGUUUGCAUCGUCAUCAACAAUUUGGGCAUGCUUGUGGUUUACAUGAUCAUCAUAGGUGAUGUGUUGUCGGGGACAUGGGAGGAUGGGUUCCACCACAAGGGAGUUAUGGAAGAAUGGUUCGGUGAACACUGGUGGACAACGCGUUCGGCUUUGCUCAUGUUCACCACGCUCUUCGUUUUCGCACCUUUCAUUUCAUUCAAACGCGUUGAUUCAUUGAGAUACACAUCGGCAUUGUCAGUUGGUUUCGUGAUUGUAUUUGUGGCAAUAACAGCGGGAGUUACCAUUGUUAAGUUGAUGGAAGGGAAAAUCGAAAUGCCUCGUUUAAUGCCGAAACUUGAAAACCAGGCAUCGUUUUGGAAGCUUUUCACCACUGUUCCUGUUCUAGUCACUGCUUAUAUAUGCCACCAUAACGUACUCCCAAUAGCGAAUGAACUGAGAGACCCUACACAGAUGAAGUUAAUUGUUAGGAAGUCCCUCAUGUUUUGCUCUUCUCUCUACAUUGCCACCAGCUUCUUCGGAUUAGUUCUGUUUGGAGAUCAUAUUUUGGAUGAUGUGCUUGCCAAUUUUGAUGGUGAUCUUGGAAUUCCGUAUAGCUCGUUGCUCGAUGACUUGAUCAGAGUGAGCUACGGGCUUCACUUGAUGCUUGUUUUCCCAAUUGUGUUUUUCUCCCUUCGUCUCAACGUAGAUGGUCUUUUAUUUCCAUAUGCCAUUCCUAUUGCCUUUUCCGAAAAGAGGUUCUUCUCAAUGACAGUAGCUCUUAUGGGUUUUAUCUUUAUGGGAGCCAACUUUAUUCCUAGCAUCUGGGAUGCCUUCCAGUUCACUGGUGCCACCGCCGCAGUUUGUGUUGGUUAUAUCUUUCCAGCUGCCAUCACCCUUAGGGACAUGGAAUUGCAACAAAGAAAGAUAGACUAAUAUCAUGGAUGAUGAUAUUUCUUGCCGUCUCAACAAGCACGGUGGCUGUGACAAGUGACAUUUAUGGCAUUUUAACAGUUGACAAAGGAGUUAUAACCUGAUUCUAUCGAGGUGUCCGUUUAUAUAUAUCCAGUGUUCCGGGUGCAGUGCACUGUUGGAAACCAGAGCUAAUGGGCAAGGAGACGAUCUGGGUUCUAUUCAUGCGGUUUACCCUCAAAGCUAACUUGACAAAUAGGGGAUAUGUUUUAUAUGAGCUUGCUGGGAAUAAAGUGAGUUUUCCAGCGUGUCAUGAGGUUUGAUAUGACCUUUUCGAUGAAAUUCAAGGUGAUUUAGCUGUUAGUUCUUGGUCCUUUAGGUGGGUAACAAAUAGGAAAAUUUUAUUGAUUGAUUAUUCAUGAUCUAAAUUUAAUUGAACGUGUUUCUCAUUAUGUAAUCAAACUAAAUUCUUACCGUUGCAUGGGUUACUGUAUUAUUAUUAUUUUUUGAGAAGUUAAAGUUACAAUUUGCUUAAAA